AAAAAACGCAACCAUGAAGGGUGAUUGAUGCUGAACGAGUUCAAUAGUUUUCAUUCAUUCCAAUCUUGUGGAGCAAGAGACACAGAAUCUCCAUCAAUUCCUCAAUUUUGACGUUACAGACAACAAAAAGUUAACACUUUUGAAGCAAACAGAAAGAGAGAGAAACAGAGUGAGUCUCAUAACUCAUUUCUUUGAGUUGCAUUGCACCUUUGUUGUGAUCACCUUCCAAAAUUUGGUUUUUCAUUGACCCUUUAGGCUAAUUUUCUCAAAUCUCAUUGGGUGUCAUCGGUGUUUGGAAUCUGGGAAAAUGGGGUUGUUUUUUGGGAUUUUUCUGGGGGUAGUAUUCGGCGUAGCAUUGAUGGCUGGUUGGGAGCGCAUGAUGAGGUACCGGAGUGCCAAGCGAAUUGCAAAGGCGGUUGAUGUUAAACUCCUUGGGUCCCUUAACAGAGAUGAUCUAAAGAAAAUUUGUGGUGAAAAUUUUCCUGAAUGGAUAUCUUUUCCUGUAUAUGAGCAGGUGAAAUGGCUAAAUAAGCUGCUGUCCAAACUAUGGCCAUUUGUGGCAGAUGCAGCAACUUUGGUGAUAAGAGAAUCUGUUGAACCGUUAUUAGAAGAGUACAGACCUCCUGGAAUUACUUCAUUGAAGUUCAGUAAGCUGUCUCUCGGAACUGUCGCUCCGAAAGUUGAAGGUAUUCGUGUUCAGAGUCUUAACAAAGGUCAAAUCAUAAUGGACAUUGAUUUCCGUUGGGGUGGUGAUCCCAAUAUUGUUUUGGGUGUUGAAGCAGCACUUGUUGCAUCAAUCCCUAUUCAGUUGAAGGAUCUCCAGGUUUUCAGCAUUAUCCGUGUUAUAUUCCAACUUGCUGAAGAGAUCCCCUGCAUUUCUGCUGUUGUUGUUGCCCUACUUGCAGAGCCGAAGCCUAGAAUUGAUUACACUCUGAAGGCUGUUGGUGGGAGUUUGACGGCACUUCCUGGAGUUUCAGAUAUGAUUGAUGAUACUGUGAACUCAAUUGUUACUGAUAUGCUCCAAUGGCCUCAUAGGAUUGUUGUUCCACUUGGUGGUAUUCCUGUUGAUACUAGUGAACUGGAGCUUAAACCGCAGGGAAGGCUUACUGUGACUGUGGUGAAAGCAAAUGAUUUAAAGAAUAAGGAAAUGAUUGGGAAGUCUGAUCCUUAUGUGGUUGUGUAUAUUCGCCCACUGUUUAAGGUUAAAACGAAGGUUAUUGAUAACAACCUCAAUCCUAUUUGGAAUGAGGUCUUUGACUUGAUAGCAGAAGACAAGGAGACCCAGUCACUCAUUCUUGAGGUUUAUGAUAAAGACAUUGGGCAAGAUAAACGAUUGGGAAUAGCAAAAUUACCACUGAUUAACCUGGAAGCAGAAACUGAAAAGGAGCUCGAAUUGAGGCUGCUGUCAUCACUUGAUACCCUGAAAGUGAAAGAUAAGAAGGAUAAAGGAACCUUGACAAUAAAGAUCCUUUAUCAUCAAUUUGACAAGGAAGAACAGUACGCUGCACUAGAAGCGGAGAAAAGGAUACUAGAAGAAAGGAAGAAACUGAAAGAGGAGGGAGUUAUUGGAAGCACAAUGGAUGCACUAGAUGGAGCGGCAUCAGUAGUCGGGUCUGGUGUUGGAAUGGUUGGUACUGGUGUUGCUGCUGGUGCCGGGCUUGUGGGAAGCGGCAUUGGUGCUGGAGCCGGGCUUGUUGGCAGCGGCAUUGGUGCUGGAGUUGGGAUUGUUGGAAGUGGUCUCGGUGCUGUCGGUAGUGGACUGAGCAGGGCUGGUAAGUUCAUGGGGAGAACAAUCACAGGGCAAGGUGUAUCCAGAAGGAGUGGUUCUUCUACUCCUGUCGCUAAUUUUGAGGAGAAUGAUGGUGGUGCGAAGCCACGGUAAUUCUUGCAUGGACACUGAUAGAGUAAUGGGAAUGAUCUUGAAUCCUUAGUUUAAGCUUUCACAGUUGAUAGAUUGGUCAUGUUGCUUGUUCUUUUCCAUAAUCUGUGGCUGGAUUUAAUGGAAUAGAGUGAGCAUGAUAGCAGAAAUUUCGAUUUAGAGCCUGUUUGUUAAAAACACAAAACGGGGAAAUGUUACAUCCCAGAGGCAUGUUAGAAGUAGCUAGUUGUUACUUUUCUGUUUUGUUAAUCUAAAUGAAGAGAUAGAACGUUGUCCAAACAGGCUCUAAGUUUUAGUUUUACUCCCUUGUUUUAUCUGUAAUUAUUAACCAGGAUGUGUAAUAAAAGUGUAAAAUCUAAUCUUACUUAUUGCAUUUCCCCUUCAGUUCA
Lotus japonicus is the source of this 2268-nucleotide messenger RNA. RefSeq names its product calcium-dependent lipid-binding protein-like. NCBI's taxonomy places the organism in Eukaryota, Viridiplantae, Streptophyta, Magnoliopsida, Fabales, Fabaceae. Gene Ontology annotation, molecular function: lipid binding. The transcript is spliced from 12 exons. Gene Ontology annotation, cellular component: endoplasmic reticulum. Bases 308 to 1882 code for a protein of 524 amino acids. The record is from RefSeq and is a predicted model, not a curated record.